UACUCAUUUAUACUAAUCAAAAUAUAGCUACCGGGACAAGAGUAAUUUGUUAAAACAUAAGUUCGGUCUUGUAUACCUUAUAUGUCUCGGGUUUAGCAGAGCGAACAUUUAACUGGUUUGGGCAUUGACCACAGCGUGAAAGUAUAAGUAUACGAGUCGAUACGUGGAAAAACACAGCUUCUUUGACCCACACCGCCGAUUUGGCAACACGAGAACACACCAUCUGUAGGAACAGUCCGUCGCCACUCUCAACACUAUGGAGUACUCAUAUCUGGGACAAAACAGUUUCGACACCAAUUGCGGUAUACCCGGAAUGGAAAAUCCUCUUGCCAGCUGUAAUAUACCAUGUACAUACGGAGAUACCAACCCCUUUGGCCAAAUGGCUGCCCAGGGGUACCGAUACAAUGGGGUGCGAACCUUCCCCCCAAAUCCUGCUAUUACCUCCGCUAGUUGUAGCAUGGUACCUCGCCCCCGAGACCACUCUCAGCCUCCGGUUUUCCCGACUGUGUACCGAAGAAUGCAUGAAAACCAGCAUAGAGAGACAUACAACGGGUUGUCUUAUAAGAUGUACCAGCAUGGCCACCAUGAAAAUGGUUUAAGUCCUGAAAAACGGAAGCAACGACGGAUACGGACGACAUUCACCAGCGCACAACUCAAAGAGCUGGAAAGAGCAUUCGCAGAGACACACUACCCCGAUAUUUAUACCCGUGAGGAGAUAGCAAUGAAAACAGACUUAACCGAAGCAAGAGUUCAGGUAUGGUUCCAAAACCGAAGAGCCAAGUUCCGAAAGGUAGAAAGGGCAAAGCAGCAACAACAGCAGCAACAACAGCCGACUACUGUUAAACAGGAGCCGGGUAACACAAGCAACAACAACAACAAUUCCAGCACAACAAACAACAACAACACCUCUUCCAACAGCUCCAAAGACAAGCAGAAACAAUCCGAGGAGAGCUCAAACAAAAGUCAAAACGAGACCUCAAAAUGGACGAGCGGAAUCACAGUAGGGAAAGGGACAUCAGGAAUGGCAAGCAAUCCGUCUCUUCCGGGACCUUACUCAAGCGUGCUGACUAAUCGCAGCGCUGAUUACCAAACCUCGCCAUCGUUAGACAAAAGUGUGUCAUUGGCUGGUGGUAUAUUCUGAGUGAAUGGGGUACAUUGACUGGUAUCAUGGAAGGGCAUCAUGAGGCUCACUGGUGAAAGUUUAAAAAUCAAAUGCAUUCUAUUGUCUAGAACCAGAAUGCUGAUUUCCUGGAUAUUUAUAAAAGUGAGGGAACAUGAAGGAACUUUACCCUUCCCCGAGGGAACACUAACACUUUAAAUAGUGACACGUGUCCCAAUAAUGUGUCCCUGGUUUGGACGUCCCGGGCUAUAGUCCCACUGUCACAUUAUUGUGGUGUUGUCAUGAAACAUUUUCUUUAAUUUAAAAAGUGUUUGUUUGAUCCAUGUGUGCGGCCAUUAAGGUAUAAACUAUAAGAUGAAAGGCGACAUUUCAUAAUCCUAAUUCAUUAAGAAGUUCAUAAUUUCACUGACGUCUAUUCUUAGAGUUAAUGAGUAGACGUUUUGGUAUGUUUGUGUGAAUAUUUCAAAUACAUUCCCUUCAAUGACAGAGUCGUUUUCGGUAUCGUACAAUAUCUCAACCCUGAAUGUGUUGAGAAUUCAAACACUGUCCUGAUUAUUUCAUAAGGUAUGUUUUCAUUUUUUAUAUGAAUUUCAAACAACUGACAUGUUACUUCACCAGCGUUCUACCUAUAUGCACUGUAUGCUAUUUUGAUUUAAUAUCAACUUUAUUUCAUUCCAAUAUGUACAUUACAAUUGUUUACAACAGUACGGACAAUAUAUACAAGAAUAGGACCCGGAAACAAGUGUUAAUCCAUUUCCUAUUUCCGUUUGAUUUACAAACCAUUUUAUUAAACUAUAUUUUCGUUUCGCCAUUCCAAGGGUUCUACAAGGAGAUAAUUAUGAUACAAUGAUGUAUAAAAUGAAUCACAUUGGGGAUUUAAAUCAGGACCAUUUGUUAAAUGAACCUAGGAUGGUUACAACACUUAACGUGAGCUACAUGAUAUCACAUUUGUGUUUCUGUCAAUCGUAUGUCCUAUGUACAUUUCUUAAUAUUUUGAUUAUUACACCGCUUGUCUUGAAAUCAUAUCCAUUAUCUACAGAUCAUAUUGUCAUUCCGUGGCAUUGUCUUCCUAGUCACUAAAACUGGAUAUAAUAAAGUAACAAAUGUAACAUUGUCACACACACUAGCUCAAUUAACUACUACAAGUACUACAAAAAUGUAACAUUGUCAUACACACUAGCUCAAGUAACUACUACAAAAAUGUAACAUUGUCAUACACACUAGCUCAAGUAACUACCACAAAAAUGUAACAUUGUCAUACACACUAGCUCAAGUAACUACUACAAAAAUGUAACAUUGUCAUACACAAUAUGUAACAUUGUCAUACACACUAGCUCAAGUAACUACUACAAAAAUGUAACAUUGGCAUACACACUAACUCAAGUAACUACUACAAAAAUGUAACAUUGUCAUACAAAAUAUGUAACAUUGUCAUACAUAAUAUGUAACAUUGUCAUAUACAAUAAUAUAAUAUAACAUUGUCAUACACAAUAUGUAACAUUGUCAUACACACACUGGCUGAAUUAACAAAAACAAAUAUGCUAUCUUGUAAAACUCAUACUAACUAAUUAUAAAGAAAUGAUAAAGAAAAAAACAUAUGUAUGUAAUCAUGUCAUACACUAACGAAAGUAAACACAACCACUGUAUUUUUUUCAUAACGCUAUCUUUUAAAGUCACAAAUAUUGAACAUUGCUAUGGACAAUAACAAAAGAUUUGAAAGAAAACCAGUAAAUAAAGGAAUGAAUUAAAAAAAGAAAAUGAAAUAAAACGAAUAAAAAAAAAAUUAAAAUAAAAAAAAUAUGCAAAUAAGUAAUUGAAAAAAAAACUAAAAUCAUUGUCUUUGACAAUAGCUAAGUCAAUUUCCAUGCAUGAACAAUUAUAGCAUGUCACUUAUUCAGUAUUAGAACAGGAUUAUGGCUGCAUUCACCGGUAUUUGAUAUUUGUAUGAACUAUAUGUAGAUAUGAUUGUUUUUAUUAUAUUUUGUGAAUCAUUAAGUUGUUUAUACGUAUACAAUUUAAAGUGUAAUUUUUAUUUUAUAUUCUUGUUAAAUAAUGUUUUCAAUAUUCUUUAAUUAAAAAGUAUAGUUUACAUCAUGAGCAGUAUUAUUUAACCAAUGACUACAGUUUGUUUAUUGACGUCUACAUUGUAUUGUGCCAAGGACAAGAGAUUAUUUAUCAAAGAAUACGACAUCAUUGAACAUUUUGUAUUUAGCAGUAUUACAACUGUACAGUAUUAUAUUUGAAACCUCGUUGAUUUAUAUGUCUUGUCAUUUCGUCCUGCGUUCAUUUUUAUAUGAAUACGUCUUCCCUUAACAGUAUUAACAUGAUGGAGUGUUACCCAAAACAACUAUGACCAACUAAGUUGCAUCUUGGGAAGUUGAACCUCGUGGUUAAUGAGGUGAUCCGAGCUGUUUACGCUGAUAUCGUAUGUCAAUUUACGGAACUAUUGUUUACUGUUUACUAUAGGCACUAUUGUUUACUAUAGGCACUAUUGUUAACUAGGAACUAUCGUUUACUAUAGGAACUAUUGUUUACUUUAGGAACUAUUGUUUACUGUUUACUAGGAACUAUUGUUUACUAUAGGCACUAUUGUUUACUAGGAACUAUUGUUUACUAUAGGAACUAUUGUUUCAUAUUAUUCCGUGUGUCCUUUGUUCGAUCCUUUCAAUUAUUCAGACACCGGGAAUAUUGCUCGUUUACAAAGAUGACCAUUUGAAUAAAAUGCUUCUUUUCCAACUAAUAAUGGAGUGACGGAAAUAUCACACCUAUCUAUGUUAUAUAAUACAUAAUCAUAAUGUAAUAAAAGCUAUAAAAAAAUUGUCAUCAGUUAGGACUCCAAAUACCUCUAUCUUAAUUAUUGAUUAAAGUGGCACACACAAUUACCCCUGUCAUGCAUCCCCCAUUAGAAGUUCUCCCUAGGUUGUCAUUUCAGUAACAAAUGUUUAAUUAUUUCACAUUCCACGGUGCUAAAUAUUGUGUAUUUCUUUAUAUGAGGGAUUUUAAGUUAGCAUAGCAACAGUAGAAAAUAUAAUUCCCUCUUCACGACUGUUCAUUUGAAAUAAUUCAUGAAGACGGUUUUGGAUAUUCCAAAUAUUUGAAUGGAUAACAUAGCGUCUGAACAAACUUCUGAUUUGGUUCGUGCUAUCAUCAUUGUUCCUGAUCAUUUCCACAAGAGAACUAAUUUCGGUUUAUGAAUAUUUGAUAUUUCAUUUCAGAAGGGAUAGAUUUUGUGUUGAAAUGUCUUAUAGGUGGACUAAUUGCCGGGGGAAAUUUAAUCCUAAUAUCAAAAGAGUUGUUCAAAUCGCACAGUUAGUUAAUUGGUUUUGCAAUCUCUAAGUUGAACAUUAGACAAAUGUAUACAUGUCUAUCCCACGUCCAUUUAUGUACAUUUAGAUUGUCUUUGUAGUACGAUUAAUAGUCAAAACUGAUUUUAUCCUGAUUUGACUUUGACGUAAUGGUUAUCAGUCAUGUUUUGUUACCUUAACAUCUUCGACAGAAUACACUAGACAGGAAAGGAGGACAAUUUCAACCCCGUUAUCUGCUGAAGCUCCUGAAAACAAAUACAAAAAUAAACUGUACAUAUGUCUCUUGAGUCGGUCGACGUUUUGUCAAUACUUCCCAAACUUGUCAGAUGGAAAGGUCAUGUAUAUGUAUAUAUUUAUAGAUCUACAUCUUAGUCUGCAAAACAUCCUAACAGUUAAAAUACUUGUCUGUAAAUUCUUGUCUCAGUUGAAGUUAAAUUUCUUUGCGCGACAGGUACACAAAUUUGCUGCUGUGGAAAUAUAUGUCCUCGUCUAAAGACUGCACCAUUUAAUUCUUCUUACACCCGCUCGACAUUUCAAAUGUUUCCGUGGUUGUUUGAAGGUGUUAAAGAGCUCCCGCUGUUGACUUCUUUGCCGAAGAUGAACGAGUUUGGAACAGGUAGGUCUGGUCGGGAUGUAUACCAACUGUGACCUGUUAUACGUGGAACAUCCAUUUUAUUUCGUCUGGUUGUUCCAGAAUUACUGCCAUUUUUGAGUGUCUAGAAAAUUGGUCCCUGUGUCAUUUAGCACAUUCUACAAUUUAGUGAGGUUCAAAGGGUUAAGACGAUAGAUCUAAUUGUUAAAAUUGCUCUAUACGUUUUUUGAUGGUUUGAUCAGCGAUCUUGGAUUCAAUUUGUUAACUUGAAUCAUAUUAUAAAUAUUGGUAUAAUUUGUCUGUGGAAAAAUAUUCAGUUUUUAUAUAUGAUUUAACAUGAAAAUAAUUGUCUAUCUAAGAUAAGAUUUUAACGAUACUAGUUUUAUGAAGAUUUAUACGAUAAAGAUUAACGUGCAAGUGUGGAUUGGUUUUAUCUGAUUAUAUGAAUGUAUCCAUUGCUGUAUAGUUCAAUCAAUCUAUUUGUCUAUGUCCUAAAAGCGUCGGUGUUGCAUUGUUUCAUACACCAGUGUGUAGUGUCCAACAAGUUAUAUAUAAACAAACCAGUGGACAGUUACCGUAAUACAUUAGAUUCAAUUUGGAAAAGCGUGAAAAUGGAUUAUAUGUUUCACUUCAUUGAUGACAGCACAAUGUCAGUUAUCAUUAAUUACAUGAGAGUUGUACCAUAUUCCCCAAAACUGAUUUCAUAAGUGUAAAAAUUAUGUUGUAUAAAAUAUUGAUGAAAUAUGAUGUUAUAUGUCAUAAAUGAAUAAAUGUUGGUAAAAGCCGA
Messenger RNA from Pecten maximus, 5804 nucleotides. RefSeq names its product paired mesoderm homeobox protein 2B-like. Lineage: Eukaryota; Metazoa; Mollusca; Bivalvia; Pectinida; Pectinidae. The transcript has 5 exons. Bases 257 to 1141 code for a protein of 294 amino acids. Gene Ontology annotation, biological process: regulation of transcription by RNA polymerase II. The record is from RefSeq and is a predicted model, not a curated record. Gene Ontology annotation, molecular function: DNA-binding transcription factor activity, RNA polymerase II-specific; RNA polymerase II transcription regulatory region sequence-specific DNA binding.